GUUCGUCGCCAAACGGCAUUUGUUGAAUAACUCACAAUUGAUUAUUUUCAAACUGUUGUACGUAUUGUACGCUGAACACAACGUCGUUAACUCUUGAACGUCGGUGAUUAAUAUAUUUUCUAUUAUGGCAAUUGAAGUCAGCCAGUGCACAUGUUACGAAACGUAUUAAUAUAAGACGUGAAACUUAAAGUUUGUCAUGCGUGCAAUGUAUUAGAAUUAAGUGGUAAUUUAAACGGCUUUACCUUAUGUGCAAAAUAAAGUAUGGAAAACAGACAUCAACAAACAGACAAUUGUCAAGUCAACCUUUCCCCGCGAAAAUCAUUAAGAUUUGAUAUUGGAUCUUCCAAAACCAUCCAGAGUGACGAAACUAAAGAGAAAUGUAAACUAAGAGAAUAUUGCCCCACUUUACCUUCAGCUUCAGAAUUAAAACAAUACUCAGCAGUUGUCAUUUGCGGUCUAUCCCUUUGGACAACAUCAUGGUUCAUUUUUGGCAAAGUUGUACUACCUGGAGGUUACAUUUUCAACCUGACUGCGUUAGUAGUAGCAGGGUACAUAUUCGGCCAUACUUUGGAGAGAUAUACCAAAGUAAAUGCUGUUGUUGGCAUGGUACUCGUUGGAACACUGAGCAAGAUUUUUAUUCCUAUCAAUAUUCUUGGAAAUGAUUCUGCAAAUAUUAUUGACUAUCAUUUAAGGCGAAUUUAUCCAGUAAUUAUUUUAACCAAGGGCCCGUUGACGUGGAACUGGGACUACAUAAAACACAAUUCAGUGAAAGUUUUUUCAUUGGCCACGCUUCCUUGGAUCAUCGAGUGUUUGGCGACGGCCUUCUUUACUUUUAUUUUUCUCGAGUUCCCUUGGUACUGGGGUUUACAUCUCGGGGCGAUAUUAGCAUCGGUGUCACCAGCAAUAGUAGUCCCAACUCUUAUAGCAUUUGACGCCAGAGGCCUUGGAACAAAGAGUAAAAUAGCUUUAUUAGUUGGCAAUGCUGGAGGUCUCGAUACAGCAUUCACUGAAGGAAUGUUUGGAGUAAUCAACAGCGCUAUAUUUUACGAAUCCGCCCCCGAGUACAGGGUAGUGAAGGCUUUUUUAGCUAUAUUCGUCGGCAUCAUUUUGGGCAUAGUAUGGGGCGUGUUGGCAGAUGUUUUGCCCGACCAUGAUGAUGAAUAUGCAGCGACAAUCCGCAGUUUACAUAUUUUCGCAGGAGGGCUCCUGAUCUCAUACGCUUGCGGAUAUUUUGGAUGGGGUGGAACGUCUGGAGUAGCAAUAAUGGUAUGUGCGGCGGCGGCCGCAACUCGUUGGGCCCGCCGCGGUUGGCCCCUAAACAAUAACCCCGUCUCUGAAGUCUAUAAAUUACUGUGGAGGAUAUUUGAAGCAAUGCUUUUCACGCUAAGCGGCUCUUUUUUUGAGAUAUCCGACUUAGAUGCAAGGGAAUUCGGUCUGAUGGUGGUCUGCAUUUUCCUGGCGCUAAUUCUUCGAUUGUUAACUGCAUUUUUGAUAGCUCUAUCAAAUGAAUUGCCAGUGAAAGAGAGUAUAUUCAUAGCAAUUACUUGGAUCCCAAAGGCUAUUGUUGAGGCUGUAUUGGUGCGUGUUGCUGCUGAUUCUUUGUGGAAAGAGGGCACUACAAAUCAUGACAGAAAAAUAGCAACUCAACACUCAAAUAUGAUUAUUAUAGCAAUACUAAUAACGACAACAAUGGGAUCAAUUUUAACAACAGUGAUGGGACCAAUUUUGCUAUCACCAUAUAGUGGGGUUGCUCCUGAAGAACUCGGCAGCCGGCCUAGAUCGCCCUCAACGGAGUCAACGCCUUCGAAGAGAUCUCAACAAAUUUUAGAUUCCUUUCAAUAUAUAGAUAUGCAAUAAAAUGUUAUAAGCAUCAAUAAACAUUUUAAUAAUC
Messenger RNA from Zerene cesonia (dogface butterfly), 1891 nucleotides. Its product is annotated as sodium/hydrogen exchanger 9B1-like. Gene Ontology annotation, molecular function: antiporter activity. Lineage: Eukaryota; Metazoa; Arthropoda; Insecta; Lepidoptera; Pieridae. Gene Ontology annotation, cellular component: membrane. Gene Ontology annotation, biological process: proton transmembrane transport. The coding region runs from base 262 to 1857 and encodes 531 amino acids. The transcript is spliced from 11 exons. The record is from RefSeq and is a predicted model, not a curated record.